AUGUACAUCAAGGAUGUCUUACCGAUGCAACGAAUUUGCUACAUGGACCCUAUAUCUAGAUCGCCAACUAACAAUGAUGUAGUCAAAGAGACAAUGAUCCGCACCAUGAAUGUUGCAAGGGAAACAGGACAAGAUUAUUCCAUUGUUACCUAUGAUUUGGCUGUGGCUUUGAAAGCAUACUCUAUACAAGCAAUAGAAAGUCCAAUGUUUGACAACCUGUUAAUCAUGCUUGGUAAUUUUCAUGUUGAACUAGAUUUCUACGGUGCAGUUGGCACACUGAUAAAUGAAACAGGAAUAGAGUUCAUACUUACAGAGGCAGACAUUCUUGCUGAAGGAUCAAUGAUGGGAUUCAUCAAAGGCAAAUUUUACAACUGCUGCACAAGAAUUCAUGAAUUGCUGGCAAAUGUCUUGGAGCAGAAGCUAUAUCAACUUUUUCUUCUGGACUUACCCGAAGAAGAAUAUGAGUCAGUCGUACUAGUGAUGCACACAUUACCUUCAAAUGCAAGCCAGGCAGAAGUGCAUCUUUUAGAUCCAGUUGUAUUGCAGCAUCUUGAGAAGUAUGAGGAAUUCUUCCAGAUGAUUAUUGAUGGUAGCCAAGGACCAACAGCUCAAUUCUGGGCAACUUACAUCUUCCUCAUCAAUCGUCUGCACAGAGAGUUGCAGAGAUGUGUGAAGACAAAUGAUGUCAAUAGUUAUAUCAAUGUGUUUCCAAUGAUACUUGGUGUAUUCUUCAGCCUCAAUCGUCCUAACUAUGCCAGAUGGGGAACGCUUUUCCUUCAGAAGCUGAAAUCAUGUGACCCUAAGUUGAUUGAGAUUUUGGAAAAGGGUGCAUUUUCGGUCAGACGUACUACCAAAGAUUACAGUAGAUCAGCUGUUGACCUGUCUUUAGAACAGUCUGUGAACCGUGAUGCAGCAUCUCAAAUGAAAGGGAUUGUCGCAUUCAGAAACUGCCAUGCGAAGGUGGUCGUUAAGCAUGACCCAGAGAGCUAUGGCUGUAACUGA
Molecule: messenger RNA, 1002 nt
Organism: Lottia gigantea (owl limpet)
Lineage: Eukaryota; Metazoa; Mollusca; Gastropoda; Lottiidae
Exons: 1
Coding region: 1-1002 (333 amino acids)
Source: RefSeq, a predicted model, not a curated record